Messenger RNA from Cylicocyclus nassatus, 528 nucleotides. Lineage: Eukaryota; Metazoa; Nematoda; Chromadorea; Rhabditida; Strongylidae. The record is from the annotation of a GenBank genome assembly.
GUCAACUGUUUGCGAUUGAGAUAUCACGGCAAAAGUUCACUUUCUUGCUCUGGUUUGCGUCAGCAUCGAUCGCAGACAACGAUAUAUACCGUGGACGCCAAAAAAUGCUUGUGUACGUACGGGUUCCAAACUAACCAAUUACUCACAUUUCAUGACUGGCCUACACUGUCUUUGAAGGAUGCUGUACAAAAGUUGUCUUUAUCCAAUUAUCCUUCUUCUAGGAAUGGAGCUGGUGUUGACGCAAGAUACUUGUGCAACAAUGCGAUGCCCUCCUGCUACACCUAUUUGUGAGGAAAAUCGAAGUUGCGCCAAUCCACCUUGUCCUCCUCGCUGCGUAAGAGCACCUUCUUGCGACGACGUUCGAUGCAAGGAAGGCUUCACUUGUAAAAUGAUUGUGCCUCCAUGUCUUCCUGGUCUACAGUGUCCUAAUUAUGCAGAAUGUGUACCAAAUAGCUAAAAGACAAGGAAACAACGAUCUGAACAAUCCACUUCAAAAAGGCUUAAACUCAUCAUAAAUAAAGACUCAAU